This is a messenger RNA of Varanus komodoensis (Komodo dragon), 3127 nucleotides long. It is a transcript of the gene PRIMPOL, whose product is annotated as primase and DNA directed polymerase. Gene Ontology annotation, molecular function: DNA-directed DNA polymerase activity; chromatin binding. The transcript is spliced from 14 exons. Gene Ontology annotation, biological process: error-prone translesion synthesis; mitochondrial DNA replication; response to UV. Gene Ontology annotation, cellular component: nucleus; mitochondrial matrix. The record is from RefSeq and is a predicted model, not a curated record. Lineage: Eukaryota; Metazoa; Chordata; Lepidosauria; Squamata; Varanidae. The coding region runs from base 181 to 1938 and encodes 585 amino acids.
UUCCUCCAAUGAGAUGCGCGGGAAAGCGCGGGCCGUGCGCCUUCUCCCCGCUUUCUUCCUGCUGAGAAGGGUUGCUACGGUGGGACCGCCGUUCGCACGCUUAGUCUUCAGAGAUAUUUUCCUCUUUGUAGAAAUCUAAAAAUUAAACAAUAGUGAUUACAUCUCUGAGAGAAAGCUACCAUGAGCACCAAACAAAGAAAAAGAACAUGGGAAGAAAAAAUGAAAGAUGUCAAAGAACUAGCAUCUAGUUAUAAAAGAAGACCUCUUUGUCCACAUUACAGACCACAGCUGUCCAAACCAUGGCAGCCAUCUUCAGUUUGGAAGCUAUUUCCUCGGCUAACUCAAGCAAUUCACUUUGCCAAGACUUGUAAAGAGGAAGUUCAUGUAUUUGCUCUGGAAAAGCAUCCUGAAAAGAAACAAAGGAUUUAUCUUGUGACAACAUAUAUAGAGCUUUGGUUUUAUUACAGCAAACAUUAUAAAACAAGUCUGAUGCAUUGCUACGAAGUUAUUCCAGAAACAGCUGUUUGCAAACUCUAUUUUGAUUUGGAAUUCUACAUUCCAACAAAUCCAGAAGCAGAUGGGAAGCAGAUGGUGACAGACUUAAUAGAGUUUGUUUGUAAGAAGUUAGAUGAAUACUAUGAAGUAAAAUGUUCAGCUGAAGAUAUUUUGAAUUUGGACUCCAGCACUGAAGAAAAAUUUAGCUCCCACUUAAUAUUUCAGCUCCACAAUGCUGCAUUUAAGAAUAAUAUUGAAUUAGGUAACUUUUUAAAAAUCAUUUUCCAACCUGCUAUUCUUUUAACUAAGAAUGAAGAUGUGGUGGUUCAAGAAAAACAGGUGGCAUCUGUUUCUCAAUGUUACAGAGCUACCACAGAUGAUGGAAAUCAGAUGAUGGCAAAAGAUGAAUCUCAAAGCUGGCAAGUGAAUGCACACAAAGAAGUGGGAAAGGAGACCUCACAUUCCAAGAAAAAUUCUGAUAUUUCAUUUUUAAUAGUAAAUGGGAAACAGAGAGGAAAGCAACUGUUUGUGGAUCUUGGAGUUUAUUCAAAGAACAGAAACUUCCGGUUAUACAAGUCAUCCAAAGCCGGAAACUGUGUCAUUUUAGAUAUUGCUGAAGAUAACAAGUUUGUUCCUAAACCUGCAAAGAAUUCUUGCAUAGAAGAACAGUAUUUUUUUUCCUCUUUGAUCUGUAAUGUAAGAUUUUCAGACGGUUUCAAAAUUUUGACUUGUGAGAACCCAAAAGAGGAAAGAGAAAAAUCUAGGCAUGUCGAUGGCAACAUUUUAACUUUUAUAGACCCCAUAGGAGGAUAUGAAUGGUCACCUUAUCCAGAAAUUGAUAACUUCGUUCUCUCUUUAGUUAAUAAAGAUAACAUCUGUGGAGGGAUAAGACGAUGGAAUUACUUUUCUCUUGAACAGCUUCUUGUAUAUGAUAUCUCCAACUAUCGCUGGUGUGAAAAUAUUGGCAGAGCUCACAAAAGUAACAAUAUAUUGAUUGUAGUAGAUUUGAAAAAUGAGCAUUGGUAUCAAAAAUGCCAUGACCCUAUUUGCAGAGCAGAAAACUUCAAGUCAGAAUGUUAUCCGUUACCAGCUGAAGUAUGCCUCCCAUUCCUUUUUGAAGAGGAUGAAGAAUGUGUCUAUAUAAUGGAUGACAAUGGGAACAUUGAAGAAAAAUCAGCAACCCAUUCUGAUCAUACAAGCUUCUCAACUGUCACAUAUUUAACUCCAGUACAAGAAAGCAGAGAGACAAAUGCUGAGAAAACUUUGAGCAUCAAAUGGGAGGAAGAGGAGGCUGGCAUUUAUUUUUUCAAAACUUCUGAAGAUGUAGAACUAGCUGAAGCUGUUGAUACUUUCCAGCUGCAGAAGAACUGGAUUGAUGAAAUACCUGAUGAGAUCUUAGUAGAUGCUUUAAUAAAACAUGAAAUUAAAGAAAUCAAAGAGUAACUAUAUGCAGUAAAUUAGACUUAGCUGAAUUAAACCAAAUUAGUCAUGGAUCCUGUUGGUGGUAGUUAGAUAAGCUAGUCCAACAGUAUUUUCUUGAGAGCUCCCUGUAAUAUUAGUUAUUCACUACAAGCAACCAACCUCUUACUAUGGUGGAUAAAGAUUGAUGAGACAGCUUGUAGAAGUAUUCACAGAUUGCAGCAGUGAUUUCUAUGCCCAAAAGUACGGGUUUCAUUAAAUAUCAAGAUACCCAUUAUGGAAACGGGAUUGUUUUUAAUUUGGAAGAAGCUUAGCACAAUGAGGGAUUCAAAUGAAUAAAUUACCACAGUGUAGAAGACAUACUUAAUGAAUUCUGUUCAGAGAACUACAUGUAUUUUUAAAAUGGAAGAAAUAGUUCCAAUACUGCAGUAAUCCAGUAGUAUUUAUAGCCAUGGUUCAAGUCUUAUUCAAAAAACCUAUGUUUACUGUUUUGCAUAAAAUGUAGGAUUGCAGAAUUAAGCAGUGUCUUCAUUUUAGCUUUUUUAAAAACUUUGUCAUAAUUAGCAUCAGAAUUAAAACAUAAUUGAUGUAGAUCCAGUUUGCACAAUUGUAGAGUAACUAAUUAGCCAUUGUGGCUUGUUAGACACUCUGACCAUUCCAGGAGUAUUAGCAUAAUUACUUGUAGCAGCGCUGCUUGCAAUUCUGUUACUGUUUAUUAUUAUUACUGUUACUCUACUUGGCAUAUGCUUGGGGGGCAAUAGCUAUUACGGUUCAUUUUGCCUGCAGUGAGUGCUCAAACGGAACCCUAAUCCUAAUAUAGCAAAUAAAUUACUACUACUAUAAUGUUCAGAGGCUAUUUCUUUCUUUUGCAUCCAUUUCAUAACAAGGAAGAGACUAGAAAGUCAGUAUUGUGGGAAAGCCAUAAAUGCCACUUUUUCCUGUGCACCAAAGUAAAGUAACUGAGCAAAUGCAUUCUGAGAUUCCGUGACUUACUAUUCCUUUGCCUCAAACCUUGUGCUAUUUGACAAAGCAGUCAUUGGUCUUUAUGCCAGUUUAGUAGAGCAAGACUAAAAUCAACAAAGUUAUGCUACAGUAUCGUAACAGAGGCAAAUCUCAAUGAAAACCACUUAAUACUUGGGUUUCCUGCUUCAAUUAUUACUAUAUGUCAAUACAUUUAAAGGGUGGCAGUGUAAAACAUGUUUAUUUUAUAUUA